AUGUAUAACAUGAUGGAAACCGACAUCAAGACCCCGCUCCCGCAGUCCAACUCGGGCUCGGCGCAGGGCGCAAAGAACAGCGUCAGCGACCAGGAGCGCGUCAAACGGCCGAUGAACGCCUUCAUGGUCUGGUCCCGGGGGCAAAGACGGAAGAUGGCACAGGAGAACCCCAAAAUGCACAACUCUGAAAUCAGCAAGCGACUCGGCGCUGACUGGAAACUCCUGACCGACGCCGAGAAGAGGCCGUUCAUCGACGAGGCCAAGCGUCUGCGGGCCAUGCACAUGAAGGAGCACCCGGAUUAUAAAUACCGUCCCCGCAGGAAGACCAAGACCCUGCUGAAAAAAGACAAGUACUCUUUGCCCGGGGGGCUGCUGGCGCCGGGAUCCAACGCCGUCAACAACUCGGUGUCCGUUGGCCAGCGGAUGGACGGUUACGCGCACAUGAACGGCUGGACCAACAGCGCCUACUCCCUGAUGCAGGACCAGCUGGCCUACCCUCAGCACCACAGCAUGAACAGCCCGCAGAUCCAGCAGAUGCACCGGUACGAGAUGGCGGGCCUGCAGUACCCGAUGAUGUCGACCGCGCAGACCUACAUGAACGCGGCGGCGUCCACCUACAGCAUGUCCCCGGCCUACACGCAGCAGAGCCCCGGCGCCAUGGGGCUCAGCUCCAUGGCGUCCGUGUGCAAGACCGAGCCCAGCUCGCCGCCGCCCGCCAUCACGUCCCACUCCCAGCGGGCGUGCUUGGGGGACCUGAGGGACAUGAUCAGCAUGUACCUGCCCCCCGGCGGGGACAGCGCGGAGCAUUCCUCCCUGCAGAGCAGCCGGUUACACAGCGUCCAUCCGCACUACCAGAGCGCAGGGACGGGCGUCAACGGCACGCUACCUCUCACCCACAUCUGA
This is a messenger RNA of Menidia menidia (Atlantic silverside), 903 nucleotides long. NCBI's taxonomy places the organism in Eukaryota, Metazoa, Chordata, Actinopteri, Atheriniformes, Atherinopsidae. The record is from the annotation of a GenBank genome assembly.